This is a messenger RNA of Seminavis robusta, 1577 nucleotides long. Lineage: Eukaryota; Bacillariophyta; Bacillariophyceae; Naviculales; Naviculaceae. The record is from the annotation of a GenBank genome assembly.
GACAAAAGAGGACACAGAAGGGAUCCACGAUGGCUGCAACAAUCGAUAUUAUUAAUACCAGUAGAAUUGAAGAGGAGGACGAGGAGGACGAGUAUGAGGACGAGUAUGGCGGAGCUUUCCGUAGUGUGAGUGCAGAUAUUGUGGAAAAGAAAGGGGCUGAAGUCAAAAAGAUUGGACACAUUUAUGCCACGGUGGUUGAUCGCUCACUGAUGAGGGGACGGUUCCUCACAACCAUGGACGAGAAGAGUGCUUCCCUUCAGCAAAUUGGUAUUGCUAUAUUUGAACCCAAGAAUGGUCAGACUAGACUCCAAUCACUGGCUGCCACAGAUGAUAAAGACAGCAUCUUGGUGAUUGACAAGUUGCAUGUUGAUGAUGACUACAAAAAGGAUGGUGCUUCCGACGUUGGGGCAACUGCUAUUCGAAAGUUUUUGUCUUUACCAGAAGUGAUAGAGGAUGUUUCCUGUGCCGUCUAUGAAGUAGAUCCUAGAGAGGCUAUGACAAAGGAGGAACUGACUGCCAAGGAGGAAAAAGAUGCAGAGGAGCGCCAUGGCAUGUGGAUGGGUGGACCAUCAAAGGCACCAGAUACUGCCGAAAGCAUCAAAAAGGAAGAAGAAGAGCAGUGUCAGUGGCAGGCAUUUCAGCAUGCAGAUGCAAAUCAAUUCUUGAGGGUUGGAUUCUUUCAAGACCGGGCAUUGGCGAAGAGUGGCCAUGGAAACUUUUUGGUGGCAACCCAUGCCCACUGGUGCCGUGAUAUGCUGUCGCAUGAGCAAGCCAAGGCCAUCGCAUUCUUCAAACCAGCCAAACAAAAUCCCAAGCCAACUGGAAAGGACUCUGAGCUGCAAAAAGCUGUGAUAGAUGGCGGGGCCGACAUGGAAAAAACUGUGAAGUCGAUUGUUGAACAGGGUGGAUCUAUUGCUCGAUCCUUUGCUCUCCACGCAGCUACUGCCACUGACAGCAAAAAGGGUGUUCUGCUAUUGUUGCGUUUGGAUCGGGAUGCUUGUCUGAACUCGAUUGAUUCAAAUGGGCAGACUCCCCUGAUGAUUGCAGCAGGAAUGAUGGCUGGAAAGUCGAAAAAGGAUGAAUCUGCUGAAGUGCUGGACAUUCUUCUGGCAGCAGGUGCGGAUAGGAGCAUCCAGAAUUCAGGAGGUAUGACAGCUUAUGGUGUUUUCCAGGCAGUGAGCAAAGAAUACCAGUUGAUGAUGGAAACAAUGACGGGAAGAAAGGCGCCUGUUCCCCUGCAAAAGCGACAAUAUCAAGAAGAGGUCACUGAAAAGUUGCUGCCUCCUGAGGGACCAAGUGCGGCCGACAAAACCGGUGGAAACAUGGAAGGAUUGGUUCAGUUUGAUGAAUAGAAAUGUCACGCUGGUUGGAUACGAGGGCCUGUAUCAUUGGCAAUUGGCAGCAUUUAUUGUUUACUUCGUACUCGAGUACUUGACAAGUGGCUGUUGCACAUUCGCAUUUGCACUUCAACAACUCACGCGACUCCACAGCGCUGCUACCGGUAUGGUGUACCGAUAUGGUUGUAGCUAUGGUACUACCGAACAUUAACAAAGCAUUAUUAUCCCCCCCCCCCCAAG